Messenger RNA from Plasmodium coatneyi, 3816 nucleotides. RefSeq lists its product as uncharacterized. The transcript has a single exon. The record is from RefSeq and is a predicted model, not a curated record. The coding region runs from base 1 to 3816 and encodes 1271 amino acids. Lineage: Eukaryota; Apicomplexa; Aconoidasida; Haemosporida; Plasmodiidae.
AUGAACAUUCAGAAAGAGGAAAAAAAUGGAACCACAGGAAAAUACGAUGACGCCAAAAAGGAAAACAAACAUAACAAUCAGGAAUGUUACACCACCAAUCUGAUCAACACAGAUGAUAAGGUUAACCUGCUUAAAAACAGCAAUAACGCGAAUGGGUCCUCUGAAGAAAUUGUAGGUGAAAAGUUCAAGGUCAACAUUAAUCAAAGUGUGUUAAAAGAAGGCACAACAACAGCGCCAGUUUUUAAAAGUGAUGAUGACACGAUAGACGAUGCGAAGAAGAAAGGCAAUGAGGAGGUGCAUUAUAAAGGCAGUACCGGUGCGGCAGGGGGUACCCCGGUAAAGACUAGCACGGAAGGUGUCGCGCAUGAUAAGAACAGUAGCGUGUGUAACCAUAACAAUUUCGCAAAAGGGGGAGAUAAUAAUUACCAACAUGGUUGUUCCUCAUGGGGUUCCACACCCAAAGGGGAAAAUGACGACAACAAACAAGUUGACACUUCCGUGGAAGCCCCCCCUUUUAAUUCUCCUCAAAAGGGUAGCAAUAAUGACGUGGAAGAGGCGCAGAAUGCCAAAAUGGAGAACCGCGUCAGCAGCAAAAAGGAAAAUGCAACAAUGGGGGAAGGAGAGAAACAGAACGAACCCAUUCAUAGCACCAACAUGAAUAAAAGUAAAGGUGUAAUGAAGGAUGAUUUAGACAUAAUAUCCCAGGAGGGAGGAAAGACUGAACAGGGCCCAAAAGAUGAUCACCCGAAUGAUCAUAUAAAGCCCAGUGUAAACGGAACAGCGAGCUGGAGCAGCAAGAAUACGUGCCCCUUUAAGCGAAAUGAAUACCAAAAGGAUAAAGAAAAGAGUAGUGAGGAUACAAGGAGCAAUAAUGUGACGAUCCAGAAAAAUGGAAAUUACAAAAAGUUCCCCGCGUUAAAUAAUGCCAAAAAUGGGACAUCCUUUAAGAAAGAGGUAAGAAGGAACAACCCCAACAUUGGGAGUUCCAACAGAAAGAGUGAGAACUACAAAACUUUUGGCCACAGUAAGAGAGACGAAUGUUGGAAGAGCUGUAUAGACAAAAAUGAGGAUUAUAGCAACACAAGUGGGGACUACGUUAGAAGCGGGGAAAAUUACAAAAAUGAAAAGAGCUACACUCAUAGGGGGAAUUCCCCAAACAGCAGCAACAACAGUCAUGGUAGAAAUGAGCCACAUAGGGUAAAUGAAGGGGGUUUCAGAAAUGGCAACCCGUACACCUAUAGAAACGCAGUUAACGGGGGAUACAAAAAUGUUGGUGGCACGGGCCAAAUGGGUAACUCAGUAAAAAUGAACGAUAAUUUCCACAACGCAAACAAUUAUAAAAUGAAUAACUACAGGAAUCUUUUUCGUAAUGGGAAUAAUGAAGAUACCACGGGCAGCGCAAACAAGUAUGGGGAGAAAGGGGGCAACCACAACCACAGCGCAUACUGGAUGAACCAAAAUGAGCAGCACGAGCGAUACGAACAAAAUGGAAAAAACGAAAACUUCAAUUUUAGAAGAAACAAUUUUAAGAACAAAAAAGUAUCAACAGGUGUGAAGCAGGACGCACGAUUUGACGUGGCGGAAAAAUACGCCAAGAAAUACGACUCGAAUUAUUUUGAAAGAAAUGACAGCACAAAUGUUGGUAACCAUAACGGUGGUGCUAGUAAAAAAAAGGUGAAUUCGCUUAUUAAGCAAACCGGAAGUACUAAUUAUAGCAAACACUUACCCAUUAUUGGCGAUACAAAAGGGAAGGAGACCAACGGGUAUGAGGAAAAUGAUUCCAUUGAAGUGUUUACAGAAGGAGACGCCAGUAGAAAUAGCAUCGAGUUGGUAUACAAAGAGGUCAUACACACGGUCAACCAUACUUCUUCAUCUGGUACGUACAACAAUAGUGGUGAAAAGACACAUAAUCAUAUACCCCGUGGUGGUAAGAAAAAUAGCACUGCCAUGGGUAGUCCUUCACACCACGGCAAUAUUGACCAGGCUAACAAGACUUAUACUAAACUCACACAUACCAAUAAUGGUAAGGAAAACCAAAAAGAGAGCAUCAGCGAUGGUGGUAAUUCUGAUCAUAUAGGAAACGAAAAUAAAUGGAGUUUUAUCCGCAGAGAGGAUAUCAGCGACAGUGGUCGAAGCAAGAUUAAUAACAGUGGCGAAAAAGACGUAAUGAAGGGGAUAAGGGGAAAGGAAUACAAGGAGGAUUAUCCAAAACUGGAGGGAGAAGGAAGCGGCGCACAUGUAAAAAAAAUUGAACGACGAGCGAAGCAAUUUACUGCCCAUCAGGGAGAUUUCACAAAAAGUCAUGUACCCACAUACGGGAAUGAAUACCACCACGAAGCACCAAAUGUGGAUAUGAAGGAUCACACAAACUCAUUACAAAGUGAGAAAGAUAAGAACCCCAAAAAUGGCAAAAAGCAAAACCAUUCCAAUGGCCCAGAAAAUAAAAGAAAAAUAUGGACCCCAAAAAUAGAUCAAAGGAGUAGAAACACGGACGCAGUAACCCUCUCUUCUAAUUUUAAAGAGCUCGAAUGUUGGAUGAACGGCAGAUAUAAUAAGCUGUUAGAAAAAUACAUGGAUCAGGAGAACGGGAAAAAAAAUAACAGUGAAAUAUUUGAGGGGGAAAUAAAAGUAUACGAAUUGUGUGAAGAUUACACCAACAGUGAUGUGGAAAAGGACAGCCAUGAGAAUCUCUCCCAAAUGACAGAAACGUUAGAAAGCCGAUACAUCACUGAAGAGGAUGCUGCAGAAAGUAAGGACAACACGGAUGUUCAAACGAACUCGGAAAUAGAAAAUGAAAAGAAACUGAUGAUCGAAGGUAGGGGCGAGUUCCCCACGCGGAAAAAUAAAGGCGAACAUGUAGAUAACACUGUGGGAGAUAGUUAUAACCCUGGAAAGAGUAAUUAUUUCUCGGGUUCAAAAAAUCACAUGCAUGUAUUAAAUAGCAACGCAGCCCAUCAGGGGGAAAAGAAGUACUAUCAAAGAAAUAAUAAUUACCGCUCAAAUCAGCAGAAAAGACCUUCACAGUUGCUCCACAAGAAUGGUCCACAGAAUAACAAGGCACCCUUUUUCAGUUCUUCUUCGGGUAAAAAAUGGGACAAUUGGGGUAGAACAGGAGGAGAAGAAGUGGUCGAAAAUUCGAUCGAGGACGAAAAGUUGGAGGGAAAGCUGGAAGAAAAUACAGACCCAAACGCCGAAUAUAACACGGAUAAUAACACUGAUGCAAACGCCACCCCCUCUGUGAGAAAGUACAGCGCACGCAAUAAGAACAACCAAGGCGAGGAAAAAGCCAGCGAUAGCAACUUCAACAGAAAGAUCUACUACGAAAAAGGACCAGCGGGAAAAUGGUUCGGCAGUAGUAACAUAACCACUAAGAAGCCCACUAGCAACAAUGAGUUUUACAAGAAUAAGUAUCACGCUGGAGACCAAAAGAAUGACUACAUGAAAAAUGAAAUGAACAACGGGACGUUUUACAAGUCGAAUAGACAACCGAUAGGGCAACACAAUAAUAAGAAGAACAACUGGAGCGCGAAAUUGAUAAACGACCGGUUUGGAAAUCGGUACGAGGAACCCUUCGGUGAGCCCUUUGGUGAACGGCUGAACGAACGGUUUAGUAAGCAAAACAAUUCAAACGACAUGGACCACACGAGUGGCACGUUUUAUGCCUCUAAAAAGAGCGUAAACAAUUAUGUGUUGCUACGAAAUGAAAUGGGUAGCGUUGCUGCGAAUAAUUUCAAUUCAGCUGGGAAUAAUAAGAAAUCGAACUCAACAUAUUUAACAGCAAAACGUGAAGGUGCCAAGAAUACGCACUAUGAGUGA